Molecule: messenger RNA, 756 nt
Organism: Rhizophagus irregularis DAOM 181602=DAOM 197198
Lineage: Eukaryota; Fungi; Glomeromycota; Glomeromycetes; Glomerales; Glomeraceae
Source: RefSeq, a predicted model, not a curated record
AUAUAAUACAAACAAAAUUUCAGUUUACUUGAAAUCUCGAAAUUUAAAAUUAACAAAAUUUAUAAUCAACAAAAAUGCCAAAAGCUGAAUGGAAUGGAGAAGUUAUCGCUGAAUCUGAUGACUUCCAAGAAGUUGAAGGAAGUAUUUAUUUCCCACCGAACAGUGUUAAAUCAGAAUUUCUUCAAACAACUAGUCAUAAUUCAACAUGUCCAUGGAAAGGAGUAGCUUCAUAUUACAAUAUUGUCGUUAAUGGUAAAACAAAUGAAAAUGCUGCUUGGUAUUAUCCUAAAGCGUUGGAAAAAGCAAAAAAUAUUGAGAAUUACGUUGCUUUUUGGAAAGGUGUUAAAGUAACCAAAUAAAUUUAAAACUUAUUUGUGAAGCAUUUAUUUAUUUUUUGCUAAAUAAAAAUGGAAAUUAUUAACUAACAAUUGCGAAUAAGUAUAAUAAGUAUAUUAUUUCCGUAAAAUUUUCUGUACAUAAAAAGAACAUCCAGGAAUAAAUAUUAUACACGUUAGCAAUAAAAAUUAUUUUAAAUAAGCAAUAAUUUAGGCCAAAUGACGUUAUAUACUUUAACAUAAAUAUUAUUACUAUACGUUGGUAUUAUUAAUAAAUAUUAUUUAUAUCCCGCCACUCAACUUCCAAUUAAGUGUUCUGAGUACUGCACAUGUUGCAAAUUUUACUAUCACCAUAGUAGCUCUUCCUACUAGCACGAUAAAGUAAUUCGAAUCUAUAAUAUAAAAUCUAACUAAUGAAAUA